UAAUUUAUUCAGCAACCAUCGUCGACGUGCGACUUUACUAAUAUAAGAAGAAAAAUAUGACGAAAACGCUAAAGCAUACACUAUGUCUGCUACUGCUGAUAAAUUUAGUAACCAAUGAAGUAGAAGCAAACAUCUUCAAUAUGAUACGCAAUCAGGUCGCGCUGAAACUUGACCAACUCCUAAGAAAACUUUUUCCUAUAACCGAACCUCUUCCAACAAUAACCAAGCACAAUGUACCUGAUAUAAUAAAGGACAUAGAAAAAAUAUUAAAACGAACAGAUCCAUCCGAAGAGAAUGGCAAUUCUACUAAAGAAACUACACCUAUUGGAGGAGAGCAAUCUACUUCGGAAAAAGCACCGAAAGAUGAAUCAACACCUGCUGAAGAAGCGGAAACUACGCCUGAAGAAGAAGCAAAGGAGACCACACCGGCUGAAGGAGAAACUAGUCCAGCAGAAAAAUACGAAGAAACCACGCCUGCAGAAGGAGAGGAAACUUCUUCCGAAGAAGCACCGAAAGGUGAAUCAACACCUGCUGAAGUAGCGGAAACUACGCCUGAAGAAGAAGCAAAGAAGGAGACCACAGCGGCUGAAGAAGACACUAGUCCAGCAGAAAAACCCGAAGAAGAAACUACGUCUGCAGAAGGACAAGAAACUUCCUCCGAAGAAGCACCGAAAGAUGAAUCAACACCUGCUGAAGAAGUGGAAGCUACGCCUGAAGAAGAAGCAAAGGAGGAGACCACAGCGGCUGAAGAAGAAACUAGUCCAGCAGAAAAACCCGAAGAAGAAACUACGUCUGCAGAAGGACAAGAAACUUCCUCCGAAGAAGCACCGAAAGAUGAAUCAACACCUGCUGAAGAAGUGGAAGCUACGCCUGAAGAAGAAGCAAAGGAGGAGACCACACCGGCUGAAGGAGAAACUAGUCCAGCAAAAAAACCUGAAGAAGAAACUACGCCUGCCGAAGGCCAGGAAACUUCCUCCGAAGAAGUACCGAAAGAUGAAUCAACACCUGCUGAAGAUGCGAAAACUACGCCUGAAUUAGAAAAAGAGGAGACCACACCGGCUGAAGGAGAAACUAGUCCAGCAGAAAAACCCGAAGAAGAAACUACGCCUGCCGAAGGCCAGGAAACUUCCUCCGAAGAAGCACCGAAAGAUGAAUCAACACCUACUGAAGAAGCGGAAACUACGCCUGAAGAAGAAGCAAAGAAGGAGACCACACCGACUGAAGGAGAAACUAGUCCAGCAGAAAAGCCCGAAGAAGAAACUACGCCUGCCGAAGGCCAGGAAAAUUCCUCUGAAGAAGCACCGAAAGAUGAAUCAACACCUGCUGAAGAAGCGGAAACUACGCCUGAAGAAGCAGCAAAGGAGGAGACCACACCGGCUGAAGGAGAAACUAGUCCAGCAGAAAAACCCGAAGAAGAAACUACGCCUGCCGAAGGCCAGGAAACUUCCGCCGAAGAAGCACAGAGAGAUGAAUCAACGCCUGCUGAAGAAGCGGAGACUACGCCUGAAGAAGAAGCAAAGGAGACCACACCGACUGAAGGAGAAACUAGUCCAGCAGAAAAACCCGAAGAAGAAACUACGCCUGCCGAAGACCAAGAAACUUCCUCCGAAGAAGCACCGAAAGAUGAAUCAACACCUGCUGAAGAAGCGGAUACUACGCCUGAAGAAGAAGCAAAGGAGGAGACCACACCGACUGAAGGAGAAACUAGUCCAGCAGAAAAACCCGAAGAAGAAACUACGCCUGCCGAAGGCCAGAAAACUUCCUCCGAAGAAGCACCGAAAGAUGAAUCAACACCUGCUGAAGAAGCGGAAACUACGCCUGAAGAAGAAGCAAAGGAGGAGACCACACCGACUGAUGGAGAAACUAGUCCAGCAGAAAAACCCGAAGAAGAAACUACGCCUGCCGAAGGCCAGGAAACUUCCUCCGAAGAAGCACCGAAAGAAUCAACACCUGCUGAAGAAGCGGAGACUACGCCUGAAGAAGAAGCAAAGGAGACCACACCGGCUGAAGGAGAAACUAGUCCAGCAGAAAAACCCGAAGAAGAAACUACGCCUGCCGAAGGCCAGGAAACUUCCUCCGAAGAAGCACCGAAAGAUGAAUCAACACCUGCUGAAGAAGCGGAGACUACGCCUGAAGAAGAAGCAAAGGAAGAGACCACACCGACUGAAGGAGAAACUAGUCCAGCAGAAAAACCCGAAGAAGAAACUACGCCUGCCGAAGGCCAAGAAACUUCCUCCGAAGAAGCACCGAAAGAUGAAUCAACACCUGCUGAAGAAGCGGAUACUACGCCUGAAGAAGAAGCAAAGGAGGAGACCACGCCGGAUGAAGGAGAAACUAGUCCAGCAAAAAAAUCCGAAGAAGAAACUACGCCUGCCGAAGGCCAAGAAACUUCCUCCGAAGAAGCACCGAAAGAAUCAACACCUGCUGAAGAAGCGGAGACUACGCCUGAAGAAGAAGCAAAGGGGGAGACCACACCGGCUGAAGGAGAAACUAGUCCAGCAGAAAAACCCGAAGAAGAAACUACGCCUGCCGAAGGCCAAGAAACUUCCUCCGAAGAAGCACCGAAAGAAUCAACACCUGCUGAAGAAGUGGACACUACGCCUGAAGAAGAAGCAAAGGAGAAGACCACACCGGCUGAAGGAGAAACUAGUCCAGCAGAAAAACCCGAAGAAGAAACUACGCCUGCCGAAGGCCAAGAAACUUCCUCCGAAGAAGCACCGAAAGAAUCAACACCUGCUGAAGAAGCGGAGACUACGCCUGAAGAAGAAGCAAAGGGGGAGACCACACCGGCUGAAGGAGAAACUAGUCCAGCAGAAAAACCCGAAGAAGAAACUACGCCUACCGAAGGCCAAGAAACUUCCUCCGAAGAAGCACCGAAAGAUGAAUCAACACCUGCUGAAGAAGCGGAUGCUACGCCUGAAGAAGAAGCAAAGGAGACCACACCGGCUGAAGGAGAAACUAGUCCAGCAGAAAAACCCGAAGAAGAAACUACGCCUGCCGAAGACCAGGAAACUUCCUCCGAAGAAGCACCGAAAGAUGAAUCAACGCCUGCUGAAAAAACGAAGACUACGUCUGAAGAAGCAAAAGAGGAGACCACACCGACUGAAGGAGAAACUAGUCCAGCAGAAAAACCCGAAGAAGAAACUACGCCUGCCGAAGGCCAAGAAACUUCCUCCGAAGAAGCACCGAAAGAAUCAACACCUGCUGAAGAAGCGGAGACUACGCCUGAAGAAGAAGCAAAGGAGACCACACCGGCUGAAGGAGAAACUAGUCCAGCAGAAAAACCCGAAGAAGAAACUACGCCUGCCGAAGGCCAGGAAACUUCCUCUGAAGAAGCACCGAAAGAUGAAUCAACACCUGCUGAAGAAGCGGAAACUACGCCUGAAGAAGAAGCAAAGGAGGAGACCACACCGGCUGAAGGAGAAACUAGUCCAGCAGAAAAACCCGAAGAGGAAACUACGCCUGCCGAAGGCCAGGAAACUUCCGCCGAAGAAGCACCGAAAGAUGAAUCAACACCUGCUGAAGAAGCGGAUACUACGCCUGAAGAAGAAGCAAAGGAGGAGACCACGCCGGAUGAAGGAGAAACUAGUCCAGUAAAAAAAUCCGAAGAAGAAACUACGCCUGCCGAAGGCCAAGAAACUUCCUCCGAAGAAGCACCGAAAGAAUCAACACCUGCUGAAGAAGCGGAGACUACGCCUGAAGAAGAAGCAAAGGGGGAGACCACACCGGCUGAAGGAGAAACUAGUCCAGCAGAAAAACCCGAAGAAGAAACUACGCCUGCCGAAGGCCAGGAAACUUCCUCCGAAGAAGCACCGAAAGAUGAAUCAACGCCUGCUGAAGAAACGAAGACUACGUCUGAAGAAGCAAGAGAGGAGACCACACCGACUGAAGGAGAAACUAGUCCAGCAGAAAAACCCGAAGAAGAAACUACGCCUGCCGAAGGCCAAGAAACUUCCUCUGAAGAAGCACCGAAAGAUGAAUCAACACCUGCUGAAGAAGCGGACACUACGGCUGAAGAAGAAGCAAAGGACACCACACCGGCUGAAGGAGAAACCAGUCCAGCAGAAAAACCCGAAGAAGAAACUACGCCUGCCGAAGGCCAAGAAACUUCCUCCGAAGAAGCACCGAAAGAUGAAUCAACACCUGCUGAAGUAGCGGAGACUACGCCUGAAGAAGAAGCAAAGGAGGAGACCACACCGGCUGAAGGAGAAACUAGUCCAGCAGAAAAACCCGAAGAAGAAACCACGCCUGCCGAAGACCAAGAAACUUCCUCUGAAGAAGCACCGAAAGAUGAAUCGACAGCAACUGAAGAAGCGGACACUACGCCUGAAAAAGCAAAGGAGACCACACCGACUGAAGGAGAAACUAGUCCAGCAGAAAAACCCGAAGAAGAAACUACGCCUGCCGAAGGCCAAGAUACUUCCUCCGAAGAAGCACCGAAAGAUGAAUCAACACCUGCUGAAGAAGCGGACACUACGGCUGAAGAAGAAGCAAAGGAAGAGACCACACCGACUCAAGGAGAAACUAGUCCAGCAGAAAAACCCGAAGAAGAAACCACGCCUGCCGAAGAGCAAGAAACUUCCUCUGAAGAAGCACCGAAAGAUGAAUCGACACCUGCUGAAGAAGCGGAGACUACGCCUGAAGAAGAAGCAAAGGAGACCACACCGGCUGAAGGAGAAACCAGUCCAGCAGAAAAACCCGAAGAAGAAACUACGCCUGCCGAAGGCCAAGAUACUUCCUCCGAAGAAGCACCGAAAGAUGAAUCAACACCUGCUGAAGAAGCGGACACUACGGCUGAAGAAGAAGCAAAGGAAGAGACCACACCGGCUGAAGGAGAAACCAGUCCAGCAGAAAAACCCGAAGAAGAAACUACGCCUGCCGAAGGUCAAGAUAUUUCCUCCGAAGAAGCACCGAAAGAAUCAACACCUGCUGAAGAAGCGGAGACUACGCCUGAAGAAGAAGCAAAGGAAGAGACCACACCGACUGAAGGAGAAACCAGUCCAGCAGAAAAACCCGAAGAAGAAACUACGCCUGCCAAAGGCCAAGAUACUUCCUCCGAAGAAGCACCGAAAGAUGAAUCAACACCUGCUGAAGAAGCGGAUACUACGCCUGAAGAAGAAGCAAAGGAGACCACACCGGCUGAAGGAGAAACCAGUCCAGCAGAAAAACCCGAAGAAGAAACUACGCCUGCCGAAGGCCAAGAUACUUCCUCCGAAGAAGCACCGAAAGAUGAAUCAACACCUGCUGAAGAAGCGAAGACUACGCCUGAAGAAGAAGCAAAGGAAGAGACCACACCGGCUGAAGGAGAAACCAGUCCAGCAGAAAAACUCGAAGAAGAAACUACGCCUGCCGAAGGUCAAGAUACUUCCUCCGAAGAAGCACCGAAAGAAUCAACACCUGCUGAAGAAGCGGAGACUACGCCUGAAGAAGAAGCAAAGGAAGAGACCACACCGACUGAAGGAGAAACCAGUCCAGCAGAAAAACCCGAAGAAGAAACUACGCCUGCCGAAGGCCAAGAUACUUCCUCCGAAGAAGCACCGAAAGAUGAAUCAACACCUGCUGAAGAAGCGGACACUACGGCUGAAGAAGAAGCAAAGGAAGAGACCACACCGACUGAAGGAGAAACUAGUCCAGCAGAAAAACCCGAAGAAGAAACUACGCCUGCCGAAGGCCAGGAAACUUCCUCCGAAGAAGCACCGAAAGAUGAAUCGACACCUGCUGAAGUGGACACUACGCCUGAAGAAGAAGCAAAGGAGACCACACCGGCUGAAGGAGAAACUAGUCCAGUAGAAAAACGCGAAGAAACUACGCCUGCCGAAGGCCAAGAAACUUCCUCCGAAGAAGCACCGAAAGAUGAAUCAACACCUGCUGAAGAAGCGGAGACUACGCCUGAAGAAGAAGCAAAGGAAGAGACCACACCGACUGAAGGAGAAACCAGUCCAGCAGAAAAACCCGAAGAAGAAACUACGCCUGCCGAAGGCCAAGAUACUUCCUCCGAAGAAGCACCGAAAGACGAAUCAACACCUGCUGAAAAAGCGAAUACUACGCCUGAAGAAGAAGCAAAGGAGGAGACCACACCGGCUGAAGGAGAAACUAGUCCAGCAGAAAAACCCGAAGAAGAAACCACGCCUGCCGAAGACCAUGAAACUUCCUCUGAAGAAGCACCGAAAGAUGAAUCGACACCUGCUGAAGUGGACACUACGCCUGAAGAAGAAGCAAAGGAGACCACACCGGCUGAAGGAGAAACUAGUCCAGCAGAAAAACCCGAAGAAGAAACUACGCCUGCCGAAGGCCAAGAAACUUCCUCCGAAGAAGCACCGAAAGAUGAAUCAACACCUGCUGAAGAAGCGGAUACUACGCCUGAAGAAGAAGCAAAGGAGACCACACCGGCUGAAGGAGAAACUAGUCCAGCAGAAAAACCCGAAGAAGAAACUACGCCUGCCGAAGGCCAAGAAACUUCCUCCGAAGAAGCACCGAAAGAUGAAUCAACACCUGCUGAAGAAACGGAUGCUACGCCUGAAGAAGAAGCAAAGGAGACCACACCGGCUGAAGGAGAAACUAGUCCAGCAGAAAAACCCGAAGAAGAAACUACGCCUGCCGAAGGCCAAGAUACUUCCUCCGAAGAAGCACCGAAAGAUGAAUCAACACCUGCUGAAGAAGCGGACACUACGGCUGAAGAAGAAGCAAAGGAAGAGACCACACCGACUGAAGGAGAAACUAGUCCAGCAGAAAAACCCGAAGAAGAAACUACGCCUGCCGAAGGCCAAGAAACUUCCUCCGAAGAAGCACCGAAAGAUGAAUCAACACCUGCUGAAGAAGCGGAGACUACGCUUGAAGAAGAAGCAAAGGAGGAGACCACACCGGCUGAAGGAGAAACUAGUCCAGCAGAAAAACCCGAAGAAGAAACUACGCCUGCCGAAGGCCAAGAAAAUUCCUCCGAAGAAGCACCGAAAGAAUCAACACCUGCUGAAGAAGCGGAGACUACGCCUGAAGAAGAAGCAAAGGGGGAGACCACACCGGCUGAAGGAGAAACUAGUCCAGCAGAAAAACCCGAAGAAGAAACUACGCCUGCCGAAGGCCAGGAAACUUCCUCCGAAGAAGCACCGAAAGAUGAAUCAACGCCUGCUGAAGAAACGAAGACUACGUCUGAAGAAGCAAAAGAGGAGACCACACCGACUGAAGGAGAAACUAGUCCAGCAGAAAAACCCGAAGAAGAAACUACGCCUGCCGAAGGCCAAGAAACUUCCUCCGAAGAAGCACCGAAAGAAUCAACACCUGUUGAAGAAGCGGAGACUACGCCUGAAGAAGAAGCAAAGGAGACCACACCGGCUGAAGGGGAAACUAGUCCAGCAGAAAAACCUGAAGAAGAAACUACGCCUGCCGAAGGCCAGGAAACUUCCGCCGAAGAAGCACCGAAAGAUGAAUCAACACCUGUUGAAGAAGCGGAGACUACGCCUGAAGAAGAAGCAAAGGAGGAGACCACACCGGCUGAAGGAGAAACUAGUCCAGCAGAAAAACCCGAAGAAGAAACCACGCCUGCCGAAGACCAAGAAACUUCCUCUGAAGAAGCACCGAAAGAUGAAUCGACACCUGCUGAAGAAGUGGAAACUACGCCUGAAGAAGAAGCAAAGGAGGAGACCACACCGGCUGAAGGAGAAACUAGUCCAGCAGAAAAACCAGAAGAAACUACGCCUGCCGAAGGCCAAGAAACUUCCUCCGGAGAAGCACCGAAAGAUGAAUCAACACCUGCUGAAGAAACGAAGACUACGCCUGAAGAAGAAGCAAAGGAGGAGACCACACCGGCUGAAGGAGAAACUAGUCCAGCAGAAAAACCCGAAGAAGAAACUACGCCUGCAGAAGGCCAGGAAACUGCCUCCGAAAAACCACUGAAAGAUGAAUCAACGCCUGCUGACGAAACGAAGACUACGCCUGAAAAAGAAGCAAAGGAGGAGACCACACCGGCUGAAGGAGAAACUAGUCCAACAGAAAAACCCGAAGAAGAAACUACGCCUGCCGAAGGCCAAGAAACUUCCUCCGAAGAAGCACCGAAAGAAUCAACACCUGCUGAAGAAGCGGAGACUACGCCUGAAGAAGAAGCAAAGGAGGAGACAAAAGCGGCUGAAGGAGAAACCAGUCCAGCAGAAAAACCCGAAGAAGAAACUACGCCUGCCGAAGGCCAAGAAACUUCCUCCGGAGAAGCACCGAAAGAUGAAUCGACACCUGCUGAAGAAGUGGACACUACACCUGAAGAAGAAGCAAAGGAGAUGACCACACCGUCUGAAGGAGAAACUAGUCCAGCAGAAAAACCCGAAGAAGACAUUACGCCUGACGAAGGCCAAGAAACUUCCUCCGAAGAAGCACCGAAAGAUGAAUCAACGCCUGCUGACGAAACGAAGACUACGCCUGAAAAAGAAGCAAAGGAGGAGACCACACCGGCUGAAGGAGAAACUAGUCCAGCAGAAAAACCCGAAGAAGAAACCACGCCUGCCGAAGACCAUGAAACUUCCUCUGAAGAAGCACCGAAAGAUGAAUCGACACCUGCUGAAGUGGACACUACGCCUGAAGAAGAAGCAAAGGAGACCACACCGGCUGAAGGAGAAACUAGUCCAGCAGAAAAACCCGAAGAAGAAACUACGCCUGCCGAAGGCCAAGAAACUUCCUCCGAAGAAGCACCGAAAGAUGAAUCAACACCUGCUGAAGAAGCGGAUACUACGCCUGAAAAAGAAGCAAAGGAGACCACACCGGCUGAAGGAGAAACUAGUCCAGCAGAAAAACCCGAAGAAGAAACUACGCCUGCCGAAGGCCAAGAAACUUCCUCCGAAGAAGCACCGAAAGAUGAAUCAACACCUGCUGAAGAAACGGAUGCUACGCCUGAAGAAGAAACAAAGGAGACCACACCGGCUGAAGGAGAAACUAGUCCAGCAGAAAAACCCGAAGAAGAAACUACGCCUGCCGAAGGCCAAGAUACUUCCUCCGAAGAAGCACCGAAAGAUGAAUCAACACCUGCUGAAGAAGCGGACACUACGGCUGAAGAAGAAGCAAAGGAAGAGACCACACCGACUGAAGGAGAAACUAGUCCAGCAGAAAAACCCGAAGAAGAAACUACGCCUGCCGAAGGCCAAGAAACUUCCUCCGAAGAAGCACCGAAAGAUGAAUCAACACCUGCUGAAGAAGCGGAGACUACGCUUGAAGAAGAAGCAAAGGAGGAGACCACACCGUCUGAAGGAGAAACUAGUCUAGCAGAAAAACCCGAAGAAGAAACUACGCCUGCCGAAGGCCAAAAAACUUCCUCCGAAGAAGCACCGAAAGAAUCAACACCUGCUGAAGAAGCGGAGACUACGCCUGAAGAAGAAGCAAAGGAGGAGACCACACCGGUUGAAGGAGAAACUAGUCCAGCAGAAAAACCCGAAGAAGACACUACGCGUGCCGAAGGCCAAGAAACUUCCUCCGGAGAAGCACCGAAAGAUGAAUCAACACCUGCUGAAGAAGCGGAAAAUACGCCUGAAGAAGCAAAGGAGGAGACCACACCGGCUGAAGGAGAAACUAGUCCAGCAGAAAAACCCGAAGAAGAAACCACGCCUGCCGAAGACCAAGAAACUUCCUCUGAAGAAGCACCGAAAGAUGAAUCGACACCUGCUGAAGUGGACACUACGCCUGAAGAAGCAAAGGAGACCACACCGGCUGAAGGAGAAACCAGUCCAGCAGAAAAACCCGAAGAAGAAACUACGCCUGCCGAAGGUCAAGAAACUUCCUCCGAAGAAGCACCGAAAGAUGAAUCAACACCUGCUGAAGAAGCGGAAACUACGCCUGAAGAAGAAGCAAAGGAGACCACACCGGCUGAAGGAGAAACCAGUCCAGCAGAAAAACCCGAAGAAGAAACUACGCCUGCCGAAAGCCAAGAAACUUCCUCCGGAGAAGCACCGAAAGAUGAAUCAACACCUGCUGAAGAAGCGGAAACUACGCCUGAAGAAGAAGCAAAGGAGGAGACCACACCGACUGAAGGAGAAACUAGUCCAGCAGAAAAACCCGAAGAAGAAACCACGCCUGCCGAAGACCAAGAACCUUCCUCUGAAGAAGCACCGAAAGAUGAAUCGACACCUGCUGAAGAAGUGGACACUACGCCUGAAGAAGCAAAGGAGACCACACCGGCUGAAGGAGAAACCAGUCCAGCAGAAAAACCCGAAGAAGAAACUACGCCUGCCGAAGGUCAAGAAACUUCCUCCGAAGAAGCACCGAAAGAUGAAUCAACACCUACUGAAGAAGCGGAUACUACGCCUGAAGAGGCAGCAAAGGAGGUGACCACACCGGCUGAAGGAGAAACUAGUCCAGCAGAAAAACCCGAAGAAGGAACUACGCCUGCCGAAGGCCAAGAAACUUCCUCCGAAGAAGCACCGAAAGAAUCAACACCUGCUGAAGAAGCGGAGACUACGCCUGAAGAAGAAGCAAAGGAGGAGACCACACCGGCUGAAGGAGAAACUAGUCCAGCAGAAAAACCCGAAGAAGAAACCACGCCUGCCGAAGACCAAGAAACUUCCUCUGAAGAAGCACCGAAAGAUGAAUCGACACCUGCUGAAGUGGACACUACGCCUGAAGAAGAAGCAAAGGAGACCACACCGGCUGAAGGAGAAACCAGUCCAGCAGAAAAACCUGAAGAAGAAAAUACGCCUGCCGAAGGCCAAGAAACUUCCUCUGAAGAAGCACCGAAAGAUGAAUCGACACCUGCUGAAGAAGUGGAAACUACGCCUGAAGAAGAAGCAAAGGAAGAGACCACACCGGCUGAAGGAGAAACUAGUCCAGCAGAAAAACUCGAAGAAGACACUACGCCUGCCGAAGGCCAGGAAAGUUCCUCCGAAAAAGCACCGAAAGAUGAAUCAACACCUGCUGAAGAAGCGGACACUACGCCUGAAGCAGCAAAGGAGACCACACCGGCUGAAGGAGAAACCAGUCCAGCAGAAAAACCCGAAGAAGAAACUACGCCUGCCGAAGGCCAGGAAACUUCCUCUGAAGAAGCACCGAAAGAUGAAUCGACACCUGCUGAAGAAACGAAGACUACGCCUGAAGAAGAAGCAAAAGAGGAGACCACACCGACUGAAGGAGAAACUAGUCCAGCAGAAAAACCCGAAGAAAAAACUACGCCUGCCGAAGGCCAGGAAACUUCCGCCGAAGAAGCACAGAGAGAUGAAUCAACGCCUGCUGAACGAGCGGACUCUACGCCUAACGACGAAGCAAAGGAGGAGACCACACCGGCUGAAGGAAAAACUAGUCCAGCAGAAAAACCCGAAGAAGAAACUACGCCUGCAGAAGGAGAGGAAACUUCUUCCGAAGUAGCACCGAAAGAUGAAUCAACACCUGCUGAAGAAGCGAAAACUACGUCUGAAGAAGAAGAAGCAAAGGAGGAGACCACACCGGCUGAAAGAGAAACUAGUCCAGCAGAAAAACCUGAAGAAGAAACUACGCCUGUCGUAGGAGAGGAAACUUCUUCCGAAGAAGCACAGAAGGAUGAAUCAACACCUGCUGAAGAAGCAGAGACUACCUCUGAAGAAGAAGAAAAAGGAAAGGAGGAGACCACACCGGCUGAAGGAGAAACUAGUCCAGCAGAAAAACCAGAAGAAGAAACUACGCCUGCCGAAGGAGAGGAAACUUCCUCUGAAGAAGCACCGAAGUAUGAAUCAACACCUGCUGAAGAAGCGGACACUACGCCUGAAGAAGAAGCAAAGGAGGAGACCACACCGACUGAAGGAGAAACCAGUCCAGCAGAAAAACACGAAGAAACCACGCCUGCAGAAGGAGAGGAAACUUCUUCCGAAGAAGCACCAAAGGAUGAAUCAACACCUGCUGAAGAGGCGGAAACUACGCCCGAAGAACCAAAGGAGGAGAAUGCGCCGGCUGAAGAAGGAGAAACCAGUCCAGCAGCAAAACCAGAAGAAGAAACUACGCCUGCCGAAGGAGAGGAAACUUCCUCCGAAGAAGCAUCGAAGGAUGAAUCAACACCUGCUGAAGAAGCGGAAACCACGCCUGAAGAAGAAGCAAAGGAGGUUACCACACCGACUAAAGAAGAAGAAGAAGCUACGGCUAAGGAAAAUGGACAAACUACGCCUGAAGAAGGAGCAAAAGUCGAGACCACAACCAUUGGAGAAGUAAAAGCUACGACUAUAGAAGCCGAAGCAACAACUAUAUCUAGUGAUUUAAUACCCGAGUGCGCCAAUUACGUAUUUCCUCCGCCAAGACCCAGUUACUUGUAUAAGGAACUCAAAUCUUAUAUAAACAAAUCAAUCCCGUUAGUUGAACCAAAAGGAUUUCCAAAUAUUAAAGCUAUAGUUGCCACAAUAAGUAAGCUAAAACUACAGUCAUCUGAUUAUAAACUUUCGAUACGAAGAAUCGUGGAUAAAUUUGAAUCUGACGUUCACUCUACUAUUACUUCUGAACGAGAAUUUUCGAAUACGACUAGGAUAAGAACAUUCUUCGAUUUAAAAAAUAGUAUUCAACAUAACUAUAACAAGUUUUCAGAAAAGAUGACAAAACAAUUUAUUGCAACGGGCGUAUGUCAGAGAAAAAACUUUGCUUGUUGGAAGCGCGCCGAGAAUGCCCUGCCAAAAUUUGUGGAUGGUUUAAAUGACGAUGCAGAAACGUGUGACGAAAUUUUCGGUGCACAAAUCAAAUUCAAAGACGAGCGUGUGCAAGCCAACACUAUUCAACGAGUGAUUAGACAGAUUGACGAGCUGAGGCAGAAAUGUUUGGAGCACAAUAAUAGUAACAGUUAUACAAGGAGUUGUCUGGCAAAAACUCUGACGAGGUCAUUACUGAGAAGUGUCGCGUAUUUUAAGAGUAUGAAGAACGCUAUCGAGCAACAGGUGGAACUCAGCAAGUAUGUAUCAAAACUGACACGUCAAUGCUUCGCCAAUGCUUACCACUCAAGGGAGCCACUGCUCAAGCAUGGAAUACAAAGUUUGAGCAAAUGUGUGAGUGGUCUAACGGCAAAAACAACACCCGAAUCGGAGCUAGAUUAACUUGAAUCAACUUAGAUCAGGUAGAGUGAAAGCACCCCCUAAAAGUCAGUAACAGACGGUAGAAAAUAAUAAUUUGGAUCUCAUCUAAAGACUAAUUAAAUUGCAGAAACACUUACGAAAACUUAUAUCACUUUUUAACAGUAUUUGACAUUUCAAUUGAAUUGAAAUCAAAUCUGGCUAGGUUCCAAAAAAUAAAGAAGUGGCCUCCAAAUUGCAAUACUUCCAGAAAUAACGCAACGCCUCUAUUUAAUCGACCUAAAUGUAAACAUGAGUGACUAACUCCAAAGUAAUUUUGCUCGAUUGCCACCAUUUCGUUGUAGAACGGUAUCACCCAAUCACUUUAUUGGUAGCUGGUAGGCUUUGUAUUUCUGCUGGCAAUUGCUUGUGGAUAAAUAAAUAAAAAAAUUCAAGUUCAACAACAUUGUGUCGUGUUUCAUGAGCUGUACUAAGAGCUACAAUCAGAACGCGAAAAAUAAAAAUAAAAUGUGUAGUUGAGUCAAGCGUAAGACAUACAUAUCGGCGCAGUUGCAACAGUAUACACGACAUAAUAGCUUUAGCCCAAUUAUGGCAAGUUACCCAAAAUUCUGUUUUGAUUGUCGACCAAUAUUAAACCGACAAAUCAACAAUACGAUGUUCAUUCAUCGGGCAAUUUGGUUUAAAUAUUUGCUAAAAAACAUAAACAAGUUGUACUAAGCACAAACAAGAAUUAAUUCAAACUUAUACCGUUUUUAAAUUCUUAAAUAUCACACUAAAUGAAAACAAUUUGAGAACCUAAAAAACAUACGAUGUAUUCUAAAUAAAAAGAAAGUCGACAGAUUCUGGCCGUUUUCUUUGCUUUUAACAGUCAGCACAACGCUAACCAGUUCAAUUUACAAUGACAUGUGAAACUUGGAAACAUGCAU
This is a messenger RNA of Sabethes cyaneus, 13909 nucleotides long. RefSeq names its product mucin-17-like. NCBI's taxonomy places the organism in Eukaryota, Metazoa, Arthropoda, Insecta, Diptera, Culicidae. Bases 57 to 13007 code for a protein of 4316 amino acids. The transcript has 3 exons. The record is from RefSeq and is a predicted model, not a curated record.